AUCACCGCGCGGACGUCUUGAUGAACAAGGACGGCAGAGAUGGGGAUCGUCCCCACUCGGCGACAGCGAUGAUGAACCGGAACUGGAACUACAAUUAGGGCUAGGCUAAAGGUGUUCAUGUUGCCGCUUGUUUUGCUGCUCCUGUAAGGGAGAAGAGCAUAACAAACCAGGGCUAUAAGCGAACAUGAAAAACCUACCUCUAAUAUAUGAACAACAAGAACAGACUUACGCGCAAGCUGUGCUAGUACGUGGACGCGGAGGAGGCAUACCUGCACCAGAAGUUGAUCAACAUGGUUCUCAUCUACCUGGUGGUGGAAAAAGUCACAAGGAUGGUCUAGUUGAUGGCUCUCUACCGAAUAAAGCUGGGGGAAAAAGUCACAAGGAUGGUCUAGAAGUUGAUGGCCCUCUACCUAGUAGACAAGUACAACAAGGUGGGGGAAAAACUUUUUCCAAAGGUGCAUCUCAAGAUCUUCAGUAUACAACCUCCUCUGGUGCUGGCAAAUCUGAAAGAAUGGAACACGACUCGACGCCCAAAGGACGCCCCUCUGAAGUAGUACACAACUACAACUACAAGGGAAAAUCUUCUGGUAGUACUCGUACUGUAAAAAUAGGUACUAAAAAUUCCAAUGUAGUUGGUUCCUACACCACGAACGGCAAGGGAGGCGGACAGGGGAAGGUCGGUGGAGGCGGUUCUUCGUCGAGUGCGGAAACUGCAAAAGGAAAG
Molecule: messenger RNA, 724 nt
Organism: Amoebophrya sp. A25
Lineage: Eukaryota; Dinophyceae; Syndiniales; Amoebophryaceae
Source: the annotation of a GenBank genome assembly